Messenger RNA from Prunus avium (sweet cherry), 1286 nucleotides. Its product is annotated as putative calcium-binding protein CML27. The record is from RefSeq and is a predicted model, not a curated record. Gene Ontology annotation, molecular function: calcium ion binding. NCBI's taxonomy places the organism in Eukaryota, Viridiplantae, Streptophyta, Magnoliopsida, Rosales, Rosaceae.
AGAGAGAGAGAGAAGGAGUCGAUAAAACAAACAGAAAUAAGGAAGUUUAUGUAGCCCAUUGAUUCCACCCAUUUCUCAAAAUUAGAAGUUUCAGUGAUGCCGCGUUAUGACUUUGAAAUUUGAUCCCAAAUAAGAAUCCUUUCGCUUAAUUUACCUUCGCAAUUCUUUACCACAAUAAUAAUAUUUCUAUUUUUUGGCCUGCUGUCAUUUUCUCUCCCAAUUUUCCCCGCUUUUCUUGGCGGCAUUGUUUUUUGGUGGCUCCAAAAAAUCCCUUCCCUCCUACAUACAUCCCCAUGCUCCCAUUAAUAUUUUAUAUAUACCCGACACUUCCCCCAUUCUCUCUUCAAUCCUGAAAACUCUAUCCACCAAAUUACCAGAACCAAAACCAGAAUUCAUGGCAACCAACGGAACCCCAAGCCCAGCCCAAGCCCCAAAAUCCGUCGACGCCAAGCCAGUCGUCACCGACGAGGUUCAGAGAGUCUUUAAAAGCUUCGACGCCAACGGUGACGGCAAGAUCUCCGUCUCCGAGCUCGGCAACGUGCUCAAGGCCCUCGGCUCCAACGUCUCUGCCGAUGAGCUUCAGCGUGUCAUGGGCGAUCUCGACACCGACCGCGACGGCUUCAUUUGCCUCGACGAGUUCAACGCCUUCUGGGUCUCCGGCCCGAAAGACGGCGGCGGCGCCGAGCUCCGCGACGCCUUCGAUCUCUACGACCAGGACCGCAACGGCCUCAUCUCGGCCAAGGAGCUCCAUUUGGUCCUCAAUCAGCUCCAAAUGACUUGCAGCCUCGAAGAUUGCAAUCGGAUGAUCAGGUCCGUUGAUGCUGACGGCGAUGGGAAUGUGAAUUUCGAGGAGUUCAAGAAGAUGAUGGGCAACAACGCCAGUACCGUUAGCAACACCAACGCCAGUACCGUUAGCAACACCAACGCCUAGUGCACAUGGUAGUCUCUUGUCUAUUAUGUUAGAUGAUGAUUUUAGAUCCGAAUCUCCAUCUCUCUUCUUCCCCGUCUGUGAAAGUUAAAAAGUUAGGGUUGACUUGUGAAAUUUAGGAAAAUAAUUGUGGGAAUGGAUUUUUAUAUACCUAUAUUAGAUCAAGUGGAUGUGCAAAUCCUUUUAUAUAUAGUCUCUGUGAUUAUAUUGUGGGCUGUUCAAAAUCACACUACUUGAUUUAGGGUAGGGCUAAUGAAAUAUUAUGUUCUUUGCUUUCUGUUUGUUUCGCGAGAAAAUCCUCUCCCUCCCUUGGACCCUUGGUUUAAUGAAAUAUUAUGACGCUACCGGUUUUGUUUUA